Molecule: messenger RNA, 27907 nt
Organism: Pelobates cultripes (western spadefoot toad)
Lineage: Eukaryota; Metazoa; Chordata; Amphibia; Anura; Pelobatidae
Source: the annotation of a GenBank genome assembly
GGAACUCAGCCAGCGUGCAGGAAGUGGGCGGGAUUAGCGGUCCCGGGCGGUAGUUCGGUUGUGUUGUUGCUGUGGGAGGCCCGGGGUGCUGGUUACCGGGCCGGGGGCUGGCGGAGUGUUUCCUGGUCGGUGUCUGUCGGUCGGAGAUCGCCUUAGAGGGCAGCGCUUGCACUUACCGGCCCUGAGGUGAGUGCUACCCGGUGGGGGAGGGGACUGUGGGCGCCAGUGUACCCAGCGCUUACACCGGCCUCCAGCCCGGGCUCACACACUCACACACACACAGGGGGGGAGCACACACUCACACACACACAGGGGGGGAGCACACACACUCACAGGGGGAGCUAGAGCGAGGAUUGAUCGAAAUGGAGGCCAAAUAGUAACCCCCAGCCUCUCACAAUAAACUACAAUCCAGAGAGCGCCUUCAGGCUGGCAAAGCAUCAUAGAAACAUAGAAUGUGACGGCAGAUAAGAACCAUUCGGCCCAUCUAGUCUGCCAAUUUUCUAAAUACUUUCAUUAGUCCCUAGUCUUAUCUUAUAGUUAGGAUAGCCUUAUGCCUAUCCCACGCAUGCUUAAACUCCUUUACUGUGUUAACCUCUACCACUUCAGCUGGAAGGCUAUUCCAUGCAUCCACUACCCUCUCAGUAAAGUAAUACUUCCUGAUAUUAUUUUUAAACCUUUGUCCCUCAUGGGAGUAGUAGUUCAAGCAUGGUUGGCAAAGCCUUGUGGGAGUUGUAGUUUAAGCAGGGUUGGCAAAGCCUUGUGGGAGCUGUAGUUUAAGCAGGGUUGGCAAAGCCUUGUGGGAGUUGAAGCAGGGUUGGCAAAGCCUUGUGGGAGUUGUAGUUGAAGCAGGGUUGGCAAAGCCUUGUGGGAGUUGUAGUUGAAGCAGGGUUGGCAAAGCCUUGUGGGAGUAGUAGUUCAAGCAGGGUUGGCAAAGCCUUGUGGGAGUAGUAGUUCAAGCAGGGUUGGCAAAGCCUUGUGGGAGUAGUAGUUCAAGCAGGGUUGGCAAAGCCUUGUGGGAGUAGUAGUUCAAGCAGGGUUGGCAAAGCCUUGUGGGAGUAGUAGUUUAAGCAGGGUUGGCAAAGCCUUGUGGGAGCUGUAGUUUAAGCAGGGUUGGCAAAGCCUUGUGGGAGCUGUAGUUUAAGCAGGGUUGGCAAAGCCUUGUGGGAGCUGUAGUUUAAGCAGGGUUGGCAAAGCCUUGUGGGAGUAGUAGUUUAAGCAGGGUUGGCAAAGCCUUGUGGGAGUAGUAGUUUAAGCAGGGUUGGCAAAGCCUUGUGGGAGCUGUAGUUUAAGCAGGGUUGGCAAAGCCUUGUGGGAGUAGUAGUUUAAGCAGGGUUGGCAAAGCCUUGUGGGAGUAGUAGUUUAAGCAGGGUUGGCAAAGCCUUGUGGGAGCUGUAGUUUAAGCAGGGUUGGCAAAGCCUUGUGGGAGUAGUAGUUUAAGCAGGGUUGGCAAAGCCUUGUGGGAGUAGUAGUUUAAGCAGGGGUGGCAAAGCCUUGUGGGAGUUGUCGUCCAAUAUCAGUUGUUCACCUCUGGUCUGCCAGGUAUCUGCAUUGGAAGUAAUUAUCCCCUGAAAGGUUUAUUGAUCGAACAGAGGUUCAUUAAUCACAUUUAUUUAUGUUCUCAUCAUAGAGUUAUUCCCUUUUAUAUGGGUUUAUGUAUUUUAACAUGGCAUUGCAAGCUGUGUGAAUCAUGCCAUCCAGGGACUUGUAGAAUGUGUAUGUUGCCAGCGACAGUCUGUGAGUGAUGUCCAGAAUCAUAUUAGAAUGGCUGUUCACCGAUUUAAAAAAAAAAAUAAUAAUUUUAAAGGACACAGAGGCGCCUAUUAUGCUGCACUCUUUCUUUAUUUACCUCCACAUCAAAGUAAAAAUCACGAUUUACGUCUUAAUUGUUAAUAGUAAAAUCUGGAAAUUUCCCGGAACAGUUGCUAAGUGUACAUUGAGUUUUAUGGCACCGCUGUACAUACUGUCAACAUGUAGCGCUCUUGGUUGUUCAUGAAAGUGGCAACCUAUUUGCUUAAUUGAUGUUUUUUGGCUGUGUGUGUGUGUGUGUGUGUGUGUGUGUAUAUGUAUGUGUAUAUAUGUGUGUGUAUAUAUAUAUAUAUAUAUAUAUAUAUAUAUAUAUAUAUAUAUAUAUAUAUAUUCUCGUAGUAGACGGUUUCUGCCCUCCUAAUUCUCUUUUGCCUAAUCACUGUGAUCUGUCUAUAGGGCAAUCUGUUAUGCAUUCUAUAUUCUGCAACUGUUAUAAGAGUAAACAUCUUACGGACUGGAGUUCUUAACUAAAGAUUGAAUUUUGGAAAAUUUAAUCUGACUAGCAAAGUUGAGGAUAGAAUUAUCUGCUUUAGUCACAGCUUGGCUGUUUUCAGCCUCAGUUUUUCCUUUUGGAUUUUAUUUGCUAAACUUGGUGUUUAGUGCAUAACCCAUUAAGAGUUUCUUGGGGCUUUACUUAACAGACCUUUUCAUUUCAGGCAGAUCAUAACACUUUAACAUUGAAACUAAAUAUAUUGUUUUCAUUAAAUGGUGUUCCACUUUAAGGAGAGUGUUCCUCUAGCGCAGGGGUAGGUAAUCUUCAGGACUCCAUAUGUGGUGUACUAAAUGCUCUUACAGCCAUAAUGCUGGCAAAGCAUCAGGGUAGAUGUAGUCCACAACAUCCAGCCCGUGCUCUAGUUGUUGCCUGAAAAACAGCCAUUAUAGAGAUUCUCAACCAUAUGUAAACAUUUUUUUCCCCCCUUCUAAAUGGCAAUGUUUGAAAUUACCCCAGAAAAGGGACAACAUUUAUGUACCAACACUACUACAUUUCGAUGUUGCAGUUUUGAUGCUUGAUGUCCCUUUAAAACUGAUCAUCGCCAUAUUGCCUUUCCAUAGCCUGAUUCACAGUUUUGUAAACAAGGCUGUGUACAGAUAUAUCCAGAGCCUCUUGCCAUGCGCAGCUAUGGCUCUGUGUAAAUCUUGUGCAUUUGCCCAGUGUGCAUUUUACAUGCACAAUUUAGAUGGUGGUUUUGGGAGGAAGUAAAUUUUCCUCCUCUGCUGUGACCAAGUUGCAAGGCAUAUAGAUGCAGUGACUUUUUUUUUACAAACCAACCAAGGAUCUCUUCAUACCACAAUUAAUGCAAUAGAAAAUCAUACAGUUUUAAAAUAAGGUGUAUAGACAGAGGUCAGUGCUCAAUAUUAAUUCAUAAUUUUACCCCACUCCCUCUAGCAUGUAAGCUCAUUGAGCAGGGCCCUCAACCCCUCUGUUCCUGUGUGUCCAGCUUGUCUGGUUACAACUACAUGUCUGUUCGUCCACCCAUUGUAAAGCGCUGCGGAAUUUGAUGGCGCUAUAUAAAUAUCAUAGUAAUAAUCUUGACUUCUCUGCUGCAUUCGGCACCUAGGGCAAUAGAAUUUUAUUACACCAUCUGCAUUACAUCUGUGGACUGAGUGGUACAGUUCUAAGCUAAUUCAAAUCAUUUCUAUAUAACAACCCAGAGAGUAUUAUCUGGAGUACACACCUUUAAACAGGUUCCCAUAGCACAUGGAGUCCCACAGGGUUCCAUCUUAUCGCUCAUUCUAUUUGCAGCGUAUGUACUUCCAAUGGAGGAUAUCAUAAGGCAACAGGACCUCAAAAAUCACUGCUAUACUGAUGACACACACACACAUACAUCUCAUUCUAACCAAACUCAAAGGUUUCAGCAGAAACAAAUAAUAACCGCCUUGCUGAUCUCCUGGAAUGGCUGAAGCUAAACCCAGACAAAACAUAAGUACUUGUGAUGGGUGCAGAGAGUUUGAUAAGCAAUCUGCAAAAAUAAUAAUCAUAAUCAGUCUAGAAUGUGGUGUGGUGCCUGACAUUGAACCCUUCUUGAAACCUCAUAUCCGCUACAGUGCAAACCUCAUUCUUCGUUUUAAUGAAUAUAGCCAGGUUCAAGUACCUGAUACCUACAGAAUAUCUUCCCACAAAGGUGACUGGACUACAAAAGACUUAGGAGGGUUAAACCGUUUUCUGAUGAUAUACCAAUGCUAGUGUUCCUGGUGUGGAAGGUGGCCAGAGGAAGGAACACCGGAAGCGAGUUGUCGUUCACCUGGGGACCAAGCUGGCAUUGGUUCCCUUCUCUCCUCUGCUUUUUCCGUGAGAAAUACCCUGCAGCGUAUUGGAGGUGUGAUGCUGCCCUAAAAGCAUAAAAGUCCAAUAUAUAUGCUCCUUCAAAUGCGAGUGGUUAACUUCACCACCAUUUAUUUUAUCCUAUCCUACGUACCAUCUGCACUAUAUUGUAUUUUUUAUUUUAUAUGUACCACAAGCCAAGACUAAAACAAGGUUACAUGGGGUAAGUUUAUCCCAUUUUGCACACAUUUUUUAGAGCUCCACUUAAAGGUGCAGGUUUUACUUAUACCACUCUAUAGAUCUUCCCACAAUUAUCCAUGUUUUGGUGACAUCACUUUAGACUACUGCAAUGCACUCUAUUAUGGUCUUUCAGAAAAUUACUCGAUUGCUUUCAGCUGGUACAAAAUACUUCAACAGACCAGUAGCCGAUCAGUCAAAGUUUUGUCAUGUGAUACCCAUCCUGCAUAACUUGCACUGGCUACCAGUAAAAAAGUGACAACUGUUCAAGAUAGGUCUGCUACAUGAUCAGGGACCAAGCUUUCUAAAAGAAUAAUUGGUGCCCUAUGUCCCAAACUCGCAGUCUUCGUUACGCGCAUGCUGGAAGCUGACUGUGCCAGGAAUUCAACAAAACUGUGGCUUAUACACGUUUAGCCAUGUCACCCCAUCUCUAUUGAAGACUCUCCUUAGGACAGUUAAUAAGUCACCUCCCUGGACAUUUUUAAACAAAGACUUAAGACCUACCUGUUACACAAGCCUUUCAGUAAUACAACCUGCAACUUCUUAAUACUUGAGUGUAUAUUGUAUAAAGUGCAUUGAGUCCAAUGCAGAGAAAAGCACUAUAUAAGUUAUUUACUAUUAUUAUUACUGUAAAGAGACAAUUUAAAAGCUUCAAUAUUUUAUAUGGCUGGCUUUUUAAAUAUUUUUUUAUUUUUAUUAUAAUUUUAGUAAAACUAUUCGUAGUAAUAAAUAUAGUGAGUGGGAGUGUCUGUUUAUUUUAUUUCUGUUCUCGAUCGGGAGGGUGUCUUAGAGGUUAGUUUUAAGAUGAUUUUAACAUCAUAAAUAGUAUAUAGGUGCAUCUUUUAGUGUCUAACUAUGGGUUGUUUCUUCUUUUUUUUUUUCUUCCUGUUUUGGGUUUAGGUGUCAAAUGUGAUCUCAGAAGAAACACCUGGAUAAUGUUCGGUAUACCUAGGAACUUUACUCUGUGACAAUAGUAAAGGUAACUUAGGUUUUUUUUUUGUUUUUUUUGGUAUGCAUUUCCCUUUUUUGUUUUGGUUAUUAGUCCUGUAGUUAAGUGUUUUAAAUAUCCCAUUUCUUCUUUGCAUCAAUUAUUGGCUAGAUGCAUCGCCGUAAACGGUACUGGUCCCCUGAAGAAAGCUACAAAAAUCAGACGUGGAAAAGGAGGCGGCGAAGCCCAAGCAGAGAGCGUGAGGGGCGAAGGAGAUUAUACGAGAGAUGGAAAUCUCCACGCAGGUCACGUUCACGGAGGUAACCCAUAGGAAGAAAUAGAAUAGUGAUGUAUCGUGAUAUACAUUGUUCCUGAUGCUGAGUCUACGUUUCUGCUUUAUAACAGUCUGCAUUCUAUUUGGAAUGUUGCUUCAUUUUGGUGCAGAGAAAGGGACUAGUUUGAUCAUAUGUACUUUUCUAUUUGAAAGUUUGUGGCUGUUUUGAAAGUACGUAGUAACAUUUGUUAUUUUUGCUUCACGGGAAAGUAAGUCUGUAGAAAAAAAAUGUGUACUUGAUUCAUUCCAUUUCUGUAGAGACUUGCAUUCUGUGUGAGUAGUGCUCUGAGCCUUUCCACUAAAGAUAGACGCUCAAUUGCCCUCCAGGCCAAGAGUGAGUAACAAAUAGAUCUCACUGAAGUUGGGGGCUGGAGUCCCUUGGCACUGUCUUAUUCUAAGGGCUAAACGGUUUUCCAAUGGUUUAACACUUGGGUUGCUCCCAAGCUGCCUGGCCGCACUGAUUUCUCUCUUCUGUGCCUGGCUGCCUUGCUGAGCAGAGAAGUUCAAGGCAUUGGGAAAACUGUUCAACACAGCGCCCAAGGACUCCAGCCCUCAAAACAACUUCAUGAGGUUGCUUUGCAAGAAGAUUAAUCUCUUGCAGUACUGCAAGUCUCAUGAUGUCUGGCUAGUUGUACAUCUGAAGAAAACAGGGGUUGACAAACACUGGUAAAGAUUAGGGAACAAGAUUGCAUAUUUAGCAGUUAGUCUUACAUGACUCAUUCUGCUUUAACAUCCAUAGUGUUCUGUGCAAAGUAUUUCUAAAAUAUAUGUACCAGCAGCAGUGGGUCUCAAAGCCAUGACUCCUGGCACUUAUUAUACUGUGACUGACCUUUCUGAGACAUAUAUUCAAGCACUGAAAAGGUUUGUUUACUCAGCCAACACAGAGUACUAUUUACCACAGAUUUGGGAACAGUAAGAUAUUGGUGAAUGGAAAUGCAGUCAUGGCAUGAGUGCCACAGAGACAAACACUGCCUGAGCUAAGGAAAGCUCUUAGCAGGAGCUUUGGCUCUCAAUACUAAAAUAGGGAAAGGCAGGGACUAUCUCCCUCAACACUAGGUAAGUCAUAUGGUCAGCAAACUGUCUGACUACACGCAUGGUGGGGGCUAAAUAACCACUACAGAUUAUUGGAGUGUUUCUUUCCUGGUGUCUGCAGCCAUCUAGAUUGGAAUUAAACAAUGUAGUGGAUCACUGGAAUUUUACAGCUCUGUAGACAUUCUAGAGAUCUGUGUCACCCACCAGCACUUACACAACUUAGGCUCGGUGCAGGAAGUACUUCAAAUGUUCGAACAUGCAGCCCACAUGUUCCCAGAUAUUUUCAUACAUAUAGUUACGCAGGGACACUUAAACAAAACCAAAGUGUUAAUCACAGCAAAGUUAAUACUGUAUUUAUCCCCUGGCUUCAUUACUGUCAUUAACAUUGAAAUUUGUUUUGUUACCUGGGGGCUCCUGUUUGAAAUGUUCAGCCCUGUUAUUGGUGUAUGUUAAGAGAGCUUCUUGAACACAGAUAUAAAAGUCUAAUAUUCAGCAGAGUAAUUCUUUUAGUUUACAUGGUGACUGACACAUGUCUAACAUUUGUUUAAAAAUUGUGCUUUUCCACCUAACAUCCAAUUCUUUAAAGUAGCAAUUUAUCUUUUUGAACAUAAGGGGAAAAAAAAUAUACUGUUGAUAAUGUAUGGUAACGUAAUAUCUGUAAAGCAGAGAAUAUUACAAAGACUAUAGCUUUUUAUGUUUUGAUUUGAUUGGUAAAGUAAAAACCAGGAGCGUUUUUACUUGUUUAGCAAAUUUAAUGUAAUCAAUUUAUAAAUACAGCCAUAUUGAAGAUAACAUCGGAUAUAGCUUUAAAAAAUUUUUAUUUGUUUUUCUCCUCUUUACUCACAUACUAUGUGGAGCUCUGAAGAAUCUUGCUGUUUUUCUUUUUUAACGCAUUGUUCUGUCAAUAGGAAACAUUGUCUCACACUUUGUAUUUUAGCUACAACAAGGAUACAUAUUGGCCAAAGCCCAAUAAUGCAAGGUCCAGUGAUGUCCGUUUUUCAGAGGGUGCGAGCUCUUCGUCCUACAGCGAAAGCUACUCCUACCACACACAAUCACCUCCUCGUCAUCGCACAAGAGAUCGUGAUAAAAAAAGAAAUGAGAAUCAUCGUAAAGCUUCACACAAACAUCGCUCCAGGUCUGGUAGCUGCACUUCCUCGGUGAGUAUUGAGGACACGGGUGAGUGACCUCCAUUCAGCAAUGCCUGAUGCGUAAAGCCUAAUUCUACGACGAUAAGUGUAUGUAUUGCUGUGUAGUUGUAUAUAACAUAUUUGUACUUUCUAGAUAGUUAAAGAAAGGUUUUUAUAAGUUGCUUGUAAAAUGUCUGGGUUACACAAUUCCGCUAACUAAUUACUGCUUCCUAAUAACUCUCCAAGCAAAAGCCUGUUUAGUAUUUACUGACACUUUGAUGCAUUACUGGAGUGUCCUUUCUUCUAAUUAAAAUCUGGGAAAUAUGUUCCUGGUGUAGAGUAAUGAGGGAUGUACCUAAAUGAUGCCAUUUUAUUUGACUGACCAAUGUCAGUCUUUAAUGAUUUCUCAGGAAAAGUAGAAAUCAGAGCCUUUCUAUGAUAUUAAAAACCCAAGGCCAUAACUUAUUGAUUUGAAUAGCAAAUUUAAAAUCCAGUGUCAAAAUCACAAUAUAGAAAACUGGCGAAUAAAGUGGAAUUGGAAUUAUUUUCUAGCUCUGCUUGCUGGCCUAAACCCCAUUACAUCUUCAGAUAGUGAUUAAAUCUCAAUGUUUUAAUCUGGUAAAUAGUAAACUGAAUUUAAUCUGUAAGUUGUGGUAGCAGAGUUGUUAGCAAAUGUAUAAACUGGGAGAAAAACCUAUUUAAAUUUAGGACACUCCCUCCUUUAAAUCAGUUUUCUGUGAUUUAAAAAAAAUAUAUAUAACAUAAAUGGCUGACUGGAAGAACAGAGGUGGUCCUCCUGCUUUCCAGCACAGAAACCAGCAUGCAUCAUCUGGUUGCUGUUGGAACCAUCACUCCAAUCAGACAACGACAUGCUGGCAAUUCAUGCAGUAUGCCGACAUCAUAGAAAAGGAUUUCCCUGCUUGGGGUAGUGUCCCCAAUAAAUAAUCAGACUGUGCGUGGGACACAGGUGGGUGUUACAGCAGAGUAACAUUCAGAGAGCUGCGGAAUCUGCAGCGCUGGACUGAAGGUAAGUAAUGUUCUUUCUCAAACAUUUGCAUUGAAUAUAUCAUUUGUCUCUAGGAUAAUUGAUAGAUUCAAUGCCUGUUGAAGGCAAUUUCAGGUUAAGUGAAACUAUUACUUGCCUCUACUACAGCGGCAUUUAACUUUGCUCUGCCCCGGUAGAAAUUUUGGGAGGAAGAAUGUGUGGCAGUCUCUGUGAUUGCAACCUGUGCUUCUCUGAGGAACCUUUUCUCAGUUUUAAAGCAAGCACUCAAAGCGUGUGAUGAAGAGCGCCAGGCAUUCUGACCGCUAAAAGGUUGUAAACCUUUAUAAAAGUGCAGAUUUUUUUUAAUUUUAUUUUUUUUAAAUCUGCACUUUAAAAAAAAAUAAAAAAUUUAAGGCAGUGGGUUUGCCAUACUAACCCCUAAAUCACUUCCGCAUGCAUGUUUUUGGCUUUCUGGCACUACUCUUUCUGUGAAAGACACUUUGUUUUGAAUUAAAGGGACACUCCAUGUACCUAAAAAUGGUUUUGUUUUAUAGAUCAUGCACCUGUAGUCUUGCUGCUCAAUUCUCUGCCAUUUAGGAGGUAAAUCUUUCUUUAUGCACUCUAGCCACACUUCCCUUAUAGAUAGGUCUAAUGUUUAAACUUCCUUUAUUGCACACUGUGUUUAAUUUAGAGUUUACCUCCCUCUCUGUUAAUAGCCUGCUAACCUCUGUAGGAACCUUAUGUAUUUGAUUAAAGUUCAUUUAACAGAGCAGGAGGUAAGGACUACAAAAGUGUAAACACUGUGCUGUAAGAUCUGAUAGAGUAACACCCAGGGGGGAGGUAUGGCUAGGGCUGCACAAACCAGUGACUCAACUCCUUAAUGGAAGAGAAGUAAGUAGUGUAACUGCAGGGUCGUGAUCUAUACACCAAAACUGCUUCAUUAAGCUAAUAUUGUUUUGGUGCCUAUAGUGUAUUUUUAGUUAUAGAAGUCUAGUUUUCAUCAACUUUUCCAGUUUUAUAUUCUAGAAGUCUCUCACUGCAGUGAGUGAAUUCAAGCAGUGAUGGUCACUAACAAGAUUCCUGUCUUUCAUGUUAAAAAAAUAGGAAUAGUGUAAAGGGGAAAGCUAAACUUUAUAGUGUACUUUUUAAAUUGAAUUAUUUUACCCACACAAGUUUAAAUUCUUAUAAAGGAAGCAAAAAUUACUCUUUUAAUAUACUACUCUGAAAAUGUCUAUCACUUUUUGGGGGAGGGGAAGUUUAAAAUGUUAUAGUUUUAAUAGGACAAAAAGUAGAUAACAGGUUUCUAUAAAGUUUUUAACCGCUCAUUCAGGAGAAAGUGCUUUGUUGCAUUCAGUUCGGCCUUCACACUGAGCCGUCUCUAACCUGCACGUCUCCCUUUGCAAUAUCCCCUAUCGUUUUAUGUUUUUAUACGUCUGCACACAUCUCAAUCUUCACCGCCUUGGAUCUGAAUCUCCUUAUUGUCCCUGCCUCCCUGAUUUGUACCUUCAAUGAAAACUAUGCCGUGCAUCUGUUGGGGGCGGGUUGAUGUGCAGAAGAGUCACCGGAGCGCAAAGGAUGGCAAGAGUGUGGAAGAUGACAAAGAAGGGCACCUGGUGUGCCGGACCGGAGAACGCAUCCAGGAGAGAUGUACUGACUCCUCUUCCGUAAAACUUUAACCUCUCUAAUCUUACAUCACUUCUCCCUGACCUCCCCUCCCCAUCGAUAAAAACAGGGAUACAGGGAGGGACAGGGAGAUCCAAAGAUAGUAUAUGAAUUUUGGCUAAAAGCUCCUCCCCCUUCCCUUCUUGAUAGACCAGUAGCGUUUUGUUUGAAACAUACAGUUAUAAUAUAAUAUAUGAUGCUCAGCAAACUGUUAAUUAAGCCCUGGUAUGGAGGGGGAUUUAACUGCAAUGCACAUAACAAAUGAUUUAUAAACAAAGGCCUUAAGCCUUUUUACUAGAAGUAUAUGCAAUGUACUAUUUUUCUGUAAAUCUGUGAUUUGACAUUUGUUUCAGGCUUUCAUUAAAUUCUGAACUUAAUACAUCAAAUUAUUUUGAGUUUAAAUUACACAAUCUAACAGGGAGAUUUUUAAACAUUUGAUUUAAAGUCUGAGCAUGUUUUGUAGGCUUAAACAUUUUGCAAAGCAGUCAUAGUGCUGUACAUUUUUUUUUUAAAUUGAAUAGUAAAGUAUAUAGGUGUUUGAAAGCCACAAGAAUUUACCCAACUAUUCCUAACCAGGCAGUAGCUCUCUGUUCCGAGGUAUAGAUUUUAUGUUAGCGUGUCUAAAUAAAGACUAGUACUUUGCUCUCCUGUAAGGUUAAUUUACAAACUGGGCUAUUAAUGAGGAAAGGGCAAACGUGUUAGGGCCCGCUAGUGCUGCCCCUUGCUUUUCUAGCAGACUGUUCAGUAUGGCAACUGUAAUUUAAUGUUUGUCCAGUAUUCAUGUAUAUCUUACAGCAUUUGAUCUUGGAAGGUCUGUCUAGCAGUGAAGGAGCACAUCAUUCUGUUAGACUUGUAGUUAGUGUUUCAUUUUUCUUUUCUGUAACUGUUUAUUCCUAUGUGUUUUUCAGAUGAGAUAGUGGGAGGCCUCGGAGAAGGGACAUUUGGAAAAGUGGUGGAGUGCAUGGACCAUGCCAGGUUUGUAAAGUCCAAGUGUUUUGUCAGAUUAUCAGAUGAUGUGCAUGUAUAAUAUUGUGGGUUUUUUUGGGUCAUAUUGUUCUCUACAGUCGGUAAUAUGUUGUCGUGUAUUUUACACCCAGGGGGAGCACACGAGUGGCUCUGAAAAUUAUACGCAAUGUAAAGAAAUACCGGGAGGCAGCUCAGCUGGAAAUCAAUGUCCUGAAAAAGAUCAGAGAGAGAGACCGGGAAAACAAAUAGUAAGUUUGUGUGUGUUUGUUAAUAUAAUUAUGCACAGAUCCCUUUUAAAUGCUUGUAUACAUGUGUAUCCUGAAACCAAAAUCGAAGAUCCUCCACCUGCGCUCAGGCUGUGUAGAAGUGCAAAGCGAGGGGGGGAGCUUUUAAAGGGAUAUGUGAAGGAAGCCCCUGUUCGAUGGACUUUUGCAGAGGCCUGAAGGCCUGCCUCAUCCCCACAGACUUUGGGCCUGGUCCCAAGAGCCCCUAAAGGGGGCUAUUGUCACUGUAGGGAUGGGUAUGGGGAUCCUGGACGCUUACUGUGGUUCCCAACUGGACUUGAGCACCUCUGUGCAUUGCCUGCAGUCAUUUUAGACAUAGAGCGCCUGACCGGCAAAUACCCUGGAACUGUUCCUUGGAUUGGGACUUUGCCGAGGUCCAGUCAAUCUUUAAGCUGGUAUUGCUUGAAGACCACCAAAUAGCGCUCUAGGCGAGCCAAGGAGGAUCAGAGGAUACCUGGUCUUUAGUGCUCCCCCUCCCCAGAGAUCCAGGAACUCCUUUUUGGGGACCAGGACUAACCCGCUGCAUGACUGGAACUUCUCAAAGAAAAUAGCCGUGAACUGAUAAAACUUUAACACGCUGUUAAUCGGGCGUGGAUUCUCUGAUCUGGGCACUAUUUGCACAAAUGUAUGGUCCAGGGAAAAGGAGGGUUCUGGCUGACAUUUUGUAUACAAUUUCUUUAGGACUGAGAGGUGACAGCAGGAAACCAAUUGUGUUGACCUGGGAUAAUGUGAUUAAUUCCUAGACAGAGGGGUACUGUACAUUGUUCUAUUUGCAGUAAGAAUCAACAUUUCAGUGUAUUAAUAGCGGUGUGCUCUGCAAAAAAAUCAUUCUACCGCAUACAUUCAGGCUUUUCUAAUGUGUGGGGAAAAAGCUAUAGUAAAGCUUUAAUUAUUGCUCUACAAAGAGGGUCUCCAGAGCUAUAUUCACGGCUUGCUGGUACUUUAGAAGGGGUCUUCAGAAACCCCAAUCAAGCUUCACCACUGGUUCUCAAGUUCUCCAGAGUCCCCUGGUCGUACCAAGAAAGCUGAUCUGGCAGAGAUACUCAGUUGGAGUACGAAAGCUGUGUCACAGGAUCCUCUAAUACACCCAACCCAGUCCUCAAGUACCCACUACUUGAGGACUGGCUUGGGAACCACUGCUGUAAUACAUAUCUGUAUUCCUAAUGCUACAGUCUUGAUGUGCCUAAUUAGCUAUGGCCAUGAUUCUCUAUGGCAGACCGUGACGACACUGUGCACGCAUGAAUUUAUGGUUUGAGCGCUGUAACAGACCUGUCUCUCAUACAUAGUCUUGGAAGAAGUGGCUUAAAGCCAUGCUUCCAGACUUUCUAAAUAUUAAAUUGUUUUGGGGAAAGGACAGGGGGUUAGGACUGAAGGCACUAUAACAACUUCAAUAAGCCUGCAGUAUUCCUUUUAUUGAAACAGUUUCGGGGGUGUAGAUCAUGCCCCUGCAGUUUCACUGUUCAAUUCUCUGCCAUUUAGGCGUUAAAUCACUGGCUGUGACUGACUUCCCCAUGAAAAUGUUUCAUUUUCAAUCUGAUCUUACAACAGUAUGUUUAGGAGUUAUCUCUUGCUCUGUCAGUGGAACUUUAAUCACACAUACAGUAGGCUGUUGCAGGCUCUAGCUGCUAAUUAACAGAGCAGAAGAACAUUGUAUCUGCAGCCACACUGUUGAUCACCAAUGUUUAUUGCUAUGAUUGCACCAGCUAUUGUGGCAGUGCACAUCUGCUUGUUAACUCAUGCACUACCUAAAUAAAGAAUAAUAAAAAACAGAGCAGAAGAAGAGCUAUUCUCAUCCAAGUUUGGACACAAAAUGUUAAAGUUUACUUCUACGUCAGCUAAGUAGCAAUUAAAGUUUUUCAAUUCCAGAAGAGUGCAGUUUUUUUUGUCAAAUUUAAAAAAAAAUAUUGUAACAAAAAUAAAAUCAGAAACUGAGAAUUAUUGUAGGACUCCAGACAUAAUGGAGAACCCUUUCCCCAUGAGUCACUGUCUAAGAUCAGGAGGUCAAGACGUUCAAGGGAUAAUGCAAAUAGUAACUUUGAGAGUGGGUAACUUUGUUUCGUAUUAAAGCAGAUGGAGAUCUUUUCUAUACCUGUACAUCUUUUUUCUGGGUGUGAUAGCUUUUGUUCUAGUCACAUGACCCAAACAGUGGCAACUUCCCAGGUGUUGUAGCCCUAGCUGCAGAAGAGGCUUUUUAAAAACCAGAACGUGUGAACGGCUUACUUUUGUUUCUUCAAGGGACACUCAAACCCCCUAAAGCACUUCAGCUUGCUUCUAGGGGUUAACUGUGUCCUCAUUUUUUUUAUACUUUACAAAAGUGCUGAUAAUUAGAGAGAUCAGCCCUUCUAUAAAUGUGCUACACUGCGCUCUGUCUGUGGGACCAUCACACCUCGGAAUUAAAUCUACAAUAAAUUUCUUUCACUUUUUGGGAGAGGUUGGGGGUUGCCUAGGAGACUAUCCAACAUUCUAGCAUUAAGAUUAAAUACAUUUACCUAUAAAGCUAAAUAUAUAUAUUUAAUAUAGGAUAUGUUUUCAUUAGAGUGAAGUAGCAUAUUUUAUAAAUGUGUGUAUUUAUUCUGCUUUAUAAAACAUGCCGAACGAGAGCAAAUAAGAGGUACACGUCUGCUGUUUAAUUCCAAAGUUUGUGUCUCUUUCAUAGCAUGUGUGUUCUGAUGUGGGACUGGUUUGAUUUCCACGGUCAUGUCUGUAUCGCCUUCGAGCUGCUGGGCAAGAGUACAUUUGAUUUCCAGAAAGAGAAUAACUUCCUGCCAUACCCAAUCCAGCAUAUCCGACACAUGGCUUACCAGCUGUGCCACUCCUUGAAAUGUGAGUUUAUUUUUGUGAAUAAAGUUUUAUUGGUUACUGGACGAGGGCUACUCAUCAUACCAAUUGCAUAGGUUUUCACAGUAACAUCCAAUUUUCCUUUUCAUCCUUUGUAGAACAUGCAGUCACGCAGGACUAUUUAAACAUUUGCAAGAAAAUAAACAAUGAUACAUAGGUCUUUUCUUGUAAUUUUAUGGAGUCUUCAGUACUAGGUCCAUUAUUAGACUUUUACUUCUUCUUUCCAUCUCCAGACAGCUUGUCACAAAUGUCACUCCUGUUACUGUGUUUCCUUCUAAUGUAGUAGCUUUGGUUCCUUGGGGGAUGCACUGUUAUUUAUGUUCCUGCUUCAGUGAAUUCCCCUUGUGCUGUACAUACCUUCUGACUAGCAGGAGAUAUAGUACAGUAUAUAUGUAACCUCUACUCUAUUGGCAAUUGUAUAGAACCUUAAUGUGAUAAUUGUUGUUCAAUACAAAGUUAACAUUGGUGUGACGCACACUGAAGAUGUUCAAAUGUUGCUAGGUCCCCUUAUUGGAACAUAACGCAUAAUGGUCCAAUUUGAGCAGUAGAACCAGCACACCCACUGACAGUAUGAAAAGUUAGAUUUUUAUUUUUUUUCCCUCAAAAUUGUUUAGACUGUUGCUGUUUCUUCCUUUUUAAUUUAUUUAUUAAACACUCAUUAUUUUAUCCUGUACUAGAUUGUGCCUUGUUUCAAACAGGAAUUCCUCCUUGCAAUGUUUGUCCUUACUUGUAAACAAAUGAGGAGUUAAAAGAUAGUUUUACUCCCUUAUUCAAUGCCUCUCCAUAGGCAAGUAUUGGGAGGGUAGUGCGCAUGCAUGGCAAAACACUACACUGCGACAAUCAAAAGCUGUCUGAGUCCUUUGAAUAACCGAAUCUGACUGUUAUUCAGAGAAAGUGUUAUGAAGAGUUUCUCUAGAGGUGUUUUUACCCCACAUUGCUGCAUCUACUCAACAGAAAUGUUUCAGAUUGCCAUGUUCACACUAAAGGGCCACUACACCCAGAUCACCUCAUUGAGAUUAUGUGGCCUGGGUGACUUUUAAUGUUCCUUUAAAUAAAUAUAUAUCCAAUUUAAAUAAAUCAUAUAUCUCCUUAAAAAAAAAGCACAUUUGCUACCAUAACCACUAUGUUGCAUUGUAGGGGUUAUGGUGCUUUCACUGUUCCUUUAACAUUUGGAUUGAUCACUGUUCCCAUUUUUUAAAUUUAUUUUUUAUUUUUCCAUUUACAGUUCUACAUGACAACCAACUGACUCACACAGAUCUUAAACCUGAAAACAUACUGUUUGUGAAUUCAGACUUUAACACCAGCUAUAAUGAGGGCAAGGUAAGUGUCGGGAGAGUAACACAACUUCAAUACUGUCAAUAUCCCUAUCAUAGAGGGGCUUCAGUACAUUGUAUUUGCAUGGCAUUGAAACACAUUUAAUCAAGUUUUUGCAUGUUUCCUGACCUGGCUCUGUCUUCUCUUCCUCUAGAAGUGUGAGGAAAAGCUUGUAAAAAACUCCAGCAUCCGUGUUGUAGACUUUGGUAGUGCUACAUUUGACCAUGAGUACCAUACAACCAUUGUUGCCACUCGUCACUACCGCCCCCCUGAGGUGAUCUUGGGUGAGUUGAAACCCUUGUUCCAUGUGUCUAACUUGUAGUGGAGGUACAAAAGUGAUUUGGUGAUUGUCUGUGAUGAUUAAUAUUAGCACCGCACUUGUUUCCAAAUUACAUUUCUUUUUUUUCUUUUUAUUAGCAGAGUGUGAAUAGAUACAACAGUGCCUGUAUCGCCACAACAGCGUCACCAGGCUCUAAUUUGUAGGCAUAACAUAACAAUAGCGCAAUAUAUUAGGUUUGCACAUAUCAAAUUUACGAGGAUAAUGACAGGUGAAGACAUGCAUAUUCAUAGAUUUAGCUAAUGGUGUAGGUUCUUGAAACUUUGGUAAAUUAACUGGAACUUAGGCAGACAAAGGGAGUUUGGGGAGAUAAAUGUGUCCCAUGUUAUACAGAUUGUUAGUGUCCCCUGUGUGUGUUCUGGUGGAUGUGUUUAAUUACUUCUGCAGGUCCGGUUGACGGGUGCUCUUCGGUCAUCAGUUGUGUUCAUGUGACAGGGUGGCUGUGCGGUUUGGAUGGGGUGUGUUCCUGCCCUUAGGUGGGGUCAGUAUGGGUGGUUGAGUAGGUGCUCAUAAAGGUUAGCCAUUGCGACCAGCAUGUUGUGUAUUUAGAGUAUGAGUGGGUCAGUGAGAGAUGUAACUCUUUCAUUAAUCUAAUAGAUUCCACUUUUUGAAUCCAUUCCCUUAUUGUCGGAUGAGUUUGUUUUUUCCAGUAAAUCGGGAUAAGCAUAUUGGCUGCUGUGACUAGGUGGUUGAUUAGCCUUGUCUGGAGGUCGGCCAUCAGUUGUGGGUAUAUGAGGAAUAUGGAUACUUUGGGUGAUAGGGGGAGAUUAGUCUCCGUUAUCCCUGAGAUCAAGGUUUGGAUGACUGGGCAUUGCCAACCGAUAAGUCCCGGGGUGCCUCCUGGUUAGUGGCACCUCCAGCAGGAGUCUGGGAGGCUAGGGAAUAAGCUGCUUAAGUGUGACGGGGUAUAAUGCCAUCUAGCAAUGCGUUUGUAGUUGUGUUCGUGUGUGGCGUUGCUGAUUGAGGAGUGGAAAAUGUUCGAAAAGAUGCCUUUGCAUUCUGAGUCGGAGAAGAUGUUGAGUUCCCUUUCCCACUGGCCUAGGAAUGGGGGCCUAGGGUGACAUGUGUCGUUCUGAAGUAGAUUAUAGAGUUUUGAGAUGUGUUUUGACUUGAGGCCUACGCUUUUGCACAGGUUUUCAAAUGUGGAUAAGUCUCUUGUUGCGCCGCGGAGGAGUGGUGUGGUUGAUAUGAAGUGUUAGCUGAUUGACGUUGAAGCGUAGUAAAGGUGUGGCUAACGUGUCUGGUAUGAUCUCGUCUGGUGGUUUAAUCCCUUGGGCGCUGAGUAAGGUUCCCAGCCUAAGGUAGCUAUGUGUGUGUAUAUUUUUAAAUGUAGAUGGGUUGUAGGUUAGUGGGUAUAGAGGGGGUGGAUGUGGUGAGAUACUUGGCAGUGGUCUAAUCUGCUGCCAUGUGCGUAGUGUCGGGGUUAUGGUUGGGUGGAGUUUGUGUGGGUGGUUGAGAAGAGUUCUGCCGUUGUCAUGCCAAGGUUUGGUGUGUAUAGGUACUGGGAAACAGAGUGCUUCUAGUUGCACACAUUGUUUUGGGUUAUUGGGUAUCGUCCACGCGUAAAUCCGCAAGAGGACUAUGGAUUUAUGGUAGUUCUCGAUAUUAGGUAAGCCGAGACCUCCAUGGUGUUUGUGUUGUCAGUAGCUUGUGUGAUAAUCUGGGGUGUUUAUGUGCCCAUGUGAAGGUACUGAAGGUGCGUCUUAGGGUGGUGAAAAAAGUUUUGGGUAGGGUAAUAGGAAGGGUUUGUAGUAUGUAGAGAAUUUUGGGUAGGAUGUUCAUCUUUAGGAUAUGUGUGCGGCUGAGCCAGCCAAAGAUAAGUUUAUACCAUCUGGUUAGGUCUUUCGUGAGAGAUUGUAGCAAGGGCAGGAAGCUUAGACUAUAGAUUUUGGAUAAAUUGAGGGGUAUGCAGACCCCCAGAUAAGUCACAGCUUCAUCUGCCCAGCGGAACUGGAAUUCCCCCUGCAAGGAGUUUUUCGUCUCUUGGUUCACCUUGAGUGGUAAUAUCUCACUCUUUGUAAAAUUGAUCUUGAAGUUGGAUAUGGUUGCGUACCCAUUAAUGUCUCGGAUUAGGGCUGGUAGGGAGGUUGUGGGUUAAUGGAGAACAGGAUGUCGUCGGCAAAAGCUGCCAACUUGUGUUCCCCGUUAUUUGUUCGUAUUCCCUGGAUAUCUGGGUUGUCUCUGAUGCCCUGCAGGAAGGGCUCCAUUACUAGAACAAAGAGUAGAAUAGAGGGGACACCCCUGUCUCAUGCCAUUUCAGAUAUGGAAGGGCUGGGAUAGUUGUCUGUUGACAUGGACUUUGGCAGUGGGGUUGGAGUAGAGCGCGUUCAUCCACCUGAGCCACGCGGGGCCAAACCCCAGGUAUUCCAGGGUUGUAAAGAGAAGGGACUAGUCCACCCUGUCAAAGGCCUUCUCCGCGUCAAUGGAGACCAAUAGGUAUUGCGCUGUGGAGAGCCUUGAGAGGUGUAUAAGAUUUAGCACUUUCAUGGUAAAUUACAUUUCUUAUGAUGUGCUUCCAACUUCAGGGAUAGCUAAGCAUCAUGGUAAAUGUAGUGCACAAACAUCUGGAUUGCUAUGGUUAACCAUCAGUGGUCUGUAUGAACAGAAAGUAUAAAUGUGGGUGAGCAAGAUUUAAAACUCUACAUUCUAAUUAUAAUGGCUUGAAUGUGAGUAUUAACAUCAUUGAGAUGUGGUAAGUAGAAAAUCUUGAUUAUAAUCACUUUCUCCUUUUCCCCCAGAACUCGGCUGGUCUCAGCCAUGUGAUGUGUGGAGCUUGGGCUGCAUCCUCUUUGAAUUUUACACUGGAUUCACUCUCUUCCAGGUACUCUUUAAAAGUCUGGUAUAUCCGUCUCAUUAAAUGUGCCUGCUGUAUAUUUUGCCAGGUAGCAGCAAAUAUACAUAUAACUCCAUCCUCCAUUUACUCCUGCUGGCUCACGCUUGUUAUGUGUGCAAUAAGUUUCCCUAACCUUCUAUGCAAACUUAAUUUCCCAUAAUUCCUCCUGUUCCUAAAAAGUCGUGUCAAUUCUAGGGCGGUAACUCCACUUUGAUUUCGGUCCAAAUCGCUGACCUUGAUCAAGCAUGCGUGCCUGCUAAAGUUCAGUGUAUUGGAUGGAUAAGUUGCAGUGACUGUGAUCGCUAGAACGUGUUGACCCAUGAGUAUGAGUUAUUCUGUUUUUCAUUGUAAUAAAUGUACGGCUGUGUAGGAGGACAGAGUGCCAGCAAUUCAAUACAGUUUGUAUUAGGUUUUCUUUUAUUAAAGCACUUGGUGACCAACAGCAUACACUGUACAUUGUGUCAUGCCCACUCUAGCUGCCUAUGGCUCGAUCAUAAGGCAGCGAUGGGCACUGCAGUGAGACCUGUACGAGCGAAUACCAAUAAAACACAAGACAUCCAGAAAUAUGUCUUGGCAUUGGAUUAGUGCCAGGCUUUCAUUGUUCUGAUGCCUUUCACUGUGUGUUACAGGUAGGCUGUGUAACUGAUGCAUGCCGAGAGCAGAGUGAAUCAAGCAAUUGCUGACUGUCUCACUAGUAAAGCAGCCAGCCAUAGUGACAGAUUGACUGACUGCUAGGCCGUGUGAUAGCGAUAGGAGCCAUCGCAGUAAUCAUUUGCCUUGGCUAACAAGUCAAGUGAUUACUGGGAUUUGGCUCUCACAGCAGUCACUUAUUGUGGGAGCUAAUCUACUAAAUGGUUAACUGUUAGGGUUACAAAUUGUGUUAAUGUUUGAUGCUGCUCCAUGUUAUAACACUGAUCAUGUCAAUAGAACAAAUUGCUUUUCUUGGAAGCAAGCAAACAGGCAUGUCAUAAUAGAGCAGGUCUCCUAUAUGGUUCUGUAAGUUCCCAAGAAACAGGAAAUGGUACACAUGUGGGGUGUCGCUGCACUCAGAGCUAGGGUUUUAAAAGGUUAGCCACUGAAGAUAUGGGGGAAUCUUACAGCUGGGAGAGAGGAGGCAGUUAAGCCUGAGACUCUGAGAAAAAGGUACUGUGCGACACCUGCUUAAAGUGCUGUAUUUCAUUUUGUUUAACCCCUUAAGGACGGAGCCAAAUGUACAUGUUGUGAAUAAAACAAAAUGUAAACAAAACCUGGCAUUUGUGCUACAUGUCUGUCCAACCGUAAUACACCUCUUUCAUGUACAGGUUUUAUGGUGUCUUGGAAAGUUAUAGGGUUAAAUAUAGUGCUAGCAAAUUAAAUUCCCUUUACUUUCGGCAUGGGUUGUCAGGCAGGUCCCGCUAAUUGUAAUUAAUUAAGAUACCUAAUUAUGUAAAAAUAUUACAUAAAUAUAUAUGUAGAAUUAAUAUAGGUGUAUACAGCCAUUAAACUCAAAACAAUUAGUUUAGUGAGGAUCAAGGUAUCUAUAAUAGUAGGUUGAAUGCAGAUAAAUAUUGCUCAGGAUUUUUUAAAAAGACACUGACAUAAGAACUAUAGACAAUAAUUGAGUAAAAUUCAAUUUAAAAUGAAGAUAGAAAUGAGACUAUAUUAUAAAAUAAUAUUGUUAAAUAUAAAUAACUAUAUAAAAAAAAAUAUAUAUUUAUAAAAGGAAGGGGUUAUGUGAGUAUAAAAUCCAUGUUUUAGUAAAAAUCCAAAAAUAUUCUAAAAAGUGGCAGAUUUCAAAAUCAUUGUUAAGUCCAUGUGGUUGCAUGGUAUUCAAGUUAAAGAUCCACUGCAUCUCUGUUUUUCCUAUCAAUUUUAUUUGGUCUCCACCUCUCCAAUUACCGAUUUUUAUUUUUUGGAUUCCCAUAAAUUCCAAUAGUGAGGGAUCACUGUGAUGUUUUUAAAAUGUAGGGACACACUAUGUUUUAAAACAUUUUUAAUGUUUCUAAUAUGUUCCUGGAUCCUUGUGUUAAGUGUCCUCACUGUCCUCCCUAUAUAUGCCAAACCACAUGGACAACUAAUCAUAUAGAUCACUUUGGUAGACUGACGGGUCAUAACCUGCUUGAUUUUAAAAAUUGUAUUCACAUCUUGUGGAUGGUGGAAUUCUCUUAUCACUCUUUUGGGAUAUAAAUAAAAAUUUUACACUUUAUUAACUUUAUUUGAUUUUAUUUCCAACCAGCAGGGGGACUACCUGUCAUUACAGGCAGUCCCCCUGCUGGCAAUACAGCAGCCAGCUACCCCGGCCAUGUGAUUGUGAGGUCCUCGCAAGGACCUUACUCUCACAUGGCCGGGGGGGCUGCAGGAGAGAUGAUGUGCUGCGGGGGGGGGCUCCCUGGGAGUCCCCCCAACCGCGAUCGUCGCGUGGGAUCGCCGGCGACCGGGUAAGUAAACAAAAAACGGAGGGCGUACUAUUACGCCCGGCGGCAUUUAGAGCUGCCUAAAAUAGGGCGUAAUAGUACGCCCUCCAGUCUGAAGGGGUUAAAACUGGGAACCAGAUUAGAUGGCCAGUUUAAUAGUUGGUAAUACUGUUGUUUAGUAAGUCUCCAAGUUGGAGUAGGAUUUAUUUUCUUUUUGUUUUAUUUUGUGGGAGAGCACAACCUUGUAUAUAUUGUGGAAAGUGACAAUAAACUGCAGUACUAUUUUAUCCUGACUUGCAUUUGAAGUUUGUGAAGAGCCUGGCCAUCCUGCCACAAGAUAGAUAGAUAUAGAUAGAUAUAUAUAGAUAGAUAUUAUUAAAGUUAGGGCGCUCUGAAUCUAAAUCUGGAAUUGAACAAUAUAAUGUUAGUAAUACAAAUGCUAUAGUGUUCCUUUAAAUACUGGGGGAUUCUACAAAUAUUUUUUUGUUUAGGAUUCUGUGACCUGCUAUUAAAUUUAUAAUCUCAGCAGACCAUAUUUUGCAACGGUUUAGCUUUUACAAGGUUAAUUCACUUGCAGGAUUAGUCCAACAAAUUUGAAAUGUAAUAAAAUGUCUCAAUUCUGUAAGAUUUUAACAAUCUGAGUGAAUCUGUUAUGAGUUGGGUUUUCUUACUUGUGUAGAAAUUCUAAGUAAACACAGUGACAUUUGUUUUUUUAUAUACAAAAAAAUGAUACUUGGCACUCACCCUUUCAUGUGAAUAAUGUAAUUUAGCCUAGGUGCAAUCCCGUGUUGAAGAUAUAUAAGCAAAAGUAAAGAGAUGUACUCCAAGGACUUAAUAAGUGAAAAAAGGGUAAUUUAUCCCAAUAGGUAUUACAUCAAAAAUUAGCCGACGUUUCGACCUAUUCAGGUCUUUCUCAAUGACCUUAAAUAUAGUGCUAGCAAAAGACUAUAUUAUUGUCAGUUCUUAAAACCAAAAUGUAUUAUGUGUGGGUUGCCCCUAAAGAGCGUAAAGUUACAGUAACACAAAUACAUGGAAUUAAAAGGCCAACUGUCAUGUAGAAUGUUUGUUUAAAUAGGUAUACUUUGCAUUGCAGAUGUAACAAACUAUUCAUUUUAGAAUUAUACAUAAAUGUAAGCACACUCGACUAACCUUUUUUUCCAUUCUGAUAGACACAUGAUAAUCGUGAACACUUGGUUAUGAUGGAGAAGAUUCUUGGACCAAUGCCACGACGCAUGAUGUACAAAACCAGGUAAGGGAAACGGGCUCUGUUUUCUUAUCAAAACAUUUUGAUAAAGGCCUUGAUGGGCCAAAACGUCACCCAUGUACUUGGCACCUUAAUAAACGAUGACUCUUCUUCAAGGUUUGUGCUGCAUUAUUUGUUUUUGUCUACAAUUCAAAUCCUAACAGUAUUACUUACGAAAAGUGAGAAUUUAAACUAAUGAGGUAAACGUAAUCAAACUGGAAACAUUCUCAAAGUCAGCUACUUUAACCCCUUAGUGACCAGGCUGUUUUUCAAUUUUCUCACUGUUAAGGGCCAGGGCUGUUUUUACAUUUCUGCGGCGUUUGUGUGUAGCUUUAAUUUUACCCUUUAUCAUUUACUGUACUCACACAUAGACUGUUUUUCUCGCCAUCUUUCUAAAGAUACCAUUAUUUUUAUCAUAUCAUAUAUAUUGUACUAUUAAAUUUUUUUUUUUUUUAAAUAUGCAAAAAACACCCGUGCUAAAUAGUUUUUCUUUUUUUUGUCCUGAGUUUAGAAAUACCCAAUGCUAACAUGUUAGCUUUUUUUGCAAGUUAUAUGGCUAUAAGUACAAGUAGGACACUGCUGUUUCAAAAUAUGUAUAUUUUUAAAAUGUAUCUAAAGUGACAUUGUAACACUGUGAUCUGUCAUAAAUCUCUGAAUCACACCUCAAAUGUACUUUUUUUAUUUUAUUUUUUAAAAGUAGACAUUAUGGGGUAUGGCCAGUCUUUUUUUUAGUAGCCACUUAGUCGCAAACACUGGCCAAUGUUGGAAUUGUUUUUGUUUGUGUGUUAAAAAUGCAAAAAACUAUUAUGAAUGCUAACUUUUGAAUAAGUGGCUACUAAAGAUUGAACAUACCCCAUCAGUGAAAGUGACGAUUGUGUGUGAAAAUUGCAAAAAAGUUCACUUUCACUGACUAUAUCAUCGCUGUGAUAUUACUGUUUUGAAACAUAUAAUGAUUAAAAUUUAGUUUUAAAUAUUUUUACAUUUUAUUUUUCAUUUUAUUUUUUUACAAUAUAUAUUUACAGUGUAUAUGUAUAAUAUGUGUGUGUGUGUGUAUAUAUAUAUAUAUAUAUAUAUAUAUAUAUAUAUAUAUAUAUAUAUAUAUAUAUGUAUAUAUAUAUAUAUAUAUAUAUAUAUAUAUAUAUAUAUAUAUAUAUAUAUAUAUAUAUAUAUAUAUAUAUAUAUAUAUAUAUAUAUAUAUGUACGUGUGUAAAUUUUAUAUUGAUAUAUGUAAGGGGCAGAACGUAAAAUAUGAUACCCUACUAACCUCAAGAUCUGAGGAAAGGGAUUUAGGAGUAAUUAUUUCAGAUGACUUAAAAGGUAGGAAGACAACGUAAUAGAGCAGCAGGAAAUGCUAGCAGAAUGCUUGGUUGUAUAGGGAGAGGUAUUAGCAGUAGAAAGAGGGAAGUGCUCAUGCCAUUGUACAGAACACUAGUGAGACCUCACUUGGAGUAUUGUACACAGUACUGGAGACCGUAUCUUCAGAAGGAUAUUGAUACUUUAGAGAGAGUUCAGAGAAGGGCUACUAAACUGGUUUAUGAAUUGCAGGAUAAAACUUACAAGGAAAGGUUAAAGUAACUUAACAUGUAUAGCUUGGAGGAAAGACGAGACAGGGGGGAUAUUACAUUUAAAUACAUAAAGAGAAUCAACACAGUAAAGGAUGAGACUAUAUUUAAAAGAAGAAAAACUACCACAACAAGAGGACAUAGUCUUAAAUUAGAGGGACAAAGGUUUAAAAAUGUCAGGAAGUAUUACUUUACUGAGAGGGUAGUGGAUGCAUGUAAUAGCUCUCCAGCCAAGGUGGUAAAGGUUAACACAGUGAGGGAGUUUAAGCAUGCAUAGAAUAGGCAUAAUGCUAUCCUAGACUUAAGAUUAGGCCAGGGACUAAUUAAAAGUAUUUCGGAAGUUUGGCAGACUAGAUAGGCAGAAUGGUUCUUCUUUGCCUUUACAUCCUAUGUUUCCAUGUGUGUGUGUGUGUGUGUGUGUAUAUAUAUAUAUAUAUAUAUAAUUUUUUUUUUUUUAACUUUUUUCACCAGCAGGGGGUGUCAGUUCAGGCAGUCCCCCUGCAGGCAGCACUAUGGACGCCUAUUGCUGCCAUGUGACUGCUCUUUCAGAGUGGUCACAUGGCCCAUGGGGUCCUAAUUUGCAGAUGGGGGUCUGUCUGAUAGCUUCCGAUGCUCUGUCUCAGUGCCGGACACCAUAUGGGGCACCCCCGUAAGUGAUCGCUCCAGGAGAGUGCUCACCCGGUGACCCGGCAGUCAGGGGAAGUAUUGCAGGAUGCCGCGAAAUGAGACAUCGCUGCAAUACCGUUAGAGCGGCUGGAAGCAAUUGCUUCCAGUGCUCACUUUUGCUGUGGACGUACUGGUACAUCCGCGGUCACUAAGGGGUUAAAUUUGACUUUAUUUUGAAUUCUCACUUUAGUGAAUAACCCAGUAAAAAAAAAAAAAAAUUCCUGCGGAUGUAAUUCUCAAAUAACAAUCUGUCUCUAGGGAUUCUGGAGGGAAAAGACUUUAUUUUGCUUAUGUAAUUUAUAUCUUAUUAGUGUAGUUGUUUCUGUUCUAUCCGACCUUAAAUGAACACUGUAGUGUUAGAAAUAGUUGUGUUGUUGUUUUUUUUUUUUGCUCCCUUUAUUUUUUUUAAAUAAACCCUACCACUCCCUUAUUUCGCCGGCCAAGAGUGUGGGCUUGCUCUUUCAGCCCGCAAUUUGGUCCAAUCACUGGCUUCUCCAUGAGAAGCCUGUGAUUGGACAGCGUGCGGCUCCAGUGACAUCAGGACGAGGCGCAGAAGAACGUUACCAGCAACUUGUCCAAGUGCUGGAUUUCAGGUGAAUAAAAACUUAUUAUCGGUUUCACAAUGCCCAAUAGGACAGGUUAUAGAAAUCUUUUAAUAACAUAUAACUGUGUCAAGUAACUACAUAUCAAUGUAACACAGUAUUUACAUGUCUAGUAUUAUAACUUGGUCUAAAAAAAAUUUGUAUGCAUUUCUUGAUGUGACUACCAUAUCUUUCACACUUCAGAAAACAAAAAUACUUCCAAAAUGGUGCUUUGAUCUGGGAUGAAACCACUUCAGAUGGACGAUAUGUUAGCAAAAACUGCCAUCCUCUAGUAGUAAGUACUGGAAUUAUUUUGCUCUGCAAUUCAGUCUAUAAAAUAGACAAUCCAUAAAGUGUCUACGUUCCUCCCUUUUUCUUGCUUUCUCUUUUUGUUUUGUGUGUUUUUUUUUUUUUAUAUAAAUGACAGUGGAAACGUAAAGUGGUCUUGCUUUAGAUGGUAUUAUAUAAUAUUUAUGCAUUCUUGUGGUAUGACCACCACUAGAGGCGCUUCUUUAUUGAAAACCAGUCUUGAAGGUCUUCAUGUUUGGUGUCAUCACGCAGAGCAUAACCAUGCCAAAAAGUAAUAAUGCUUCUCAUAAAUAUUUAUAACAUUGGCAUGUUCCUUUAAAGAGACACCACAGAGAUCAUAACUAUUAUGCCUUAUUACAGUGGUUAUGGUGGAAGUAGGCUUUAAAUGCGGUCUGUAUUUAUAAAAACUGGUUUCUACUGUUUUGAAAAACUCCCAUACCUUUUUCAGCCUGGGACAUCAAAUGAGUUUCACCUUCGUUAAAGGAACACUUCAGACCCACAAAGCACUUGAGUUUGCUGAAGUGUUUUAUUUGUGACGAGUGUAUUCUUUUUUGCAAAAAAGUGCAAAUCUAUAUAGAAAUUGGCGCUUUUGUAGAUGAACUUUGUUGCACCCUCUUGGCAUUCAAGCAGACAAUUGGUCUUGUUACUUCUGUUUGGUUAACUCAGUGGAACUAAACUCAAAAGGCAACAAUUGCCCAGAGAUCCUGCCUUACAAAGACAUCUUAUUGAUCUGUAUUGGGAAGGAGGAGUGGGUCUGCAAAGGUUUUAAAAAAGAGAUCUGCAGCUUUUACCAGCUGUUUUUAGAUAUACCCCCAUGGGGGAAAAGGUAUAAUUAAAUACAUGCAUGUUGUCAUUGGGCCUGUAUCUACUAAACAGUAAUGUGUGUAGUUAUUAGUUUCCUUUUAAAAUAUUUUUGGAUUGCAUUCGCACGUGUCCAUGCCUCUCAUCCUUAGUUUUGUUUUUGCAGAGUUACAAAACAAACCAUACUCCUGGGGAUGCUCAGUUGUUUGAUCUGCUGCGGAGAAUGCUUGAAUUUAACCCUGCAUUAAGAAUAACACUCUCUGAAGCACUGAGCCAUCCAUUUUUUAGCUGCCUGAGCCCUGAAGAGAAGACACUGGUCAGUCGGACCUCGAGGGAUCUCAGCAGAUGACUGGAGACCUCCUUGGAAUACAACUGUUGGUUGCCUCAGAUUACUACAGUGAAGGACCACAUGGCUUAUAUUGCAGGACCGCUAGAUAGCCCCAGUGCUUUAGUGGCUGCUGCAUAUCUACCUCUUGACUGUAGAGGUUGAAGUUGCCAUUGCACUUUUUAAAGAGGACAGUUGUUGCAUUUUGAUGCCUUAAUCUCCCCAUUGUAAAUAUUAUUCUUGGGUAAAUAUGGAAAAGAUGUUUGCAGAAGCUAAAUUAUCGUCCUGCAGGAAGCUAUUUAAGAAUGAACUUGCGCUUGCGAAUUCCUGAAGGUGUUCUCUGCUUCACUUGGCACUGACGGAAGGGAUCCCUUUAGUCUAGCAGACCACCUGCAUGCUAUGGUUUUGUUUGGGUUUCCCCCUCCCCCUUUUUCCCCUCUAUUUCGGAUCCAAGGGACAGCAGGAUAUUGAAACGUCUUUACAUGUGGUUCGUAUAGUUUUAUAAAUAUAUUUGUAUACUCAGGGAUGAAGGUUAAUAAAAUGCUUCAGUACUCCAAGAAGUAAUGGUGAACUGACUUGGUAAUAACUGAAUUUUCAUAAAACAUGUCUGUCUUUCAAGCAUUGCACAGGGGUCUGGGGAAUGUCGCUGUAACUACUCUUUAAAGCUAUUCUGUCAAUAGAUUUGGAAAGGUUCAAUUUUUUUUUCUUAUACUUUUUCUACUAAUUAAAACUUGGAAUUUUUUUUGUUUAAAAUGAUCAAUGUGCUUUUCAAGAUGUUCUUUUAGCACAUUUUAGCCCAAGACCAUUUAAAGGAUCACUAUAGGGUCAGGAACACAAACAUGUAUUCCUGACCCUAUAGUGUUAACACAACCAUCUAGCCACCCUGGACCCCUCAUGCCUCCAUAAAUAUAGUAAAAACCUUUCUGUAUUCAAGGCUGAAGCUGUAAAUCUGCAUGCUGUUACACUCGGAAAACCAAGCAGUCUGCUGAUGUGGUAGCCUGAUCCAAUCACAGUGAUCCCCAUAGGAUUGGCUGAGACUGACAAAGAGGCAGAUCAGGGGCAGAGCCAGCAUGAUUCAAAC